UGGGACGGUGAAGUCUGGCAGGAGGUAAAGGGCAGGAUUAGAAGCUUGCUUGGAUUAGUAAUAGCCAGUUUUCGAGGAACAGUCCCACAUGGAUUGUUGUUGGAGAUUGGAGAUACAGUUCAAAUCCUAGAGAAAUGUGAUGGUUGGUACAGAGGAUUUGCCUUAAAAAAUCCAAAUAUUAAGGGCAUAUUUCCCUCGAACUAUAUUCAUCUGAAAAAUGCAUGUGUUAAGAACAAAGGGCAGUUUGAAAUGGUUAUUCCAACAGAAGACUCGGUUAUCACAGAGAUGACAUCUACUUUGAGAGACUGGGGAACAAUGUGGAAACAACUUUAUGUGAGAAAUGAAGGGGAUCUCUUUCACCGUCUGUGGCACAUAAUGAAUGAAAUCCUAGACCUGCGAAGGCAAGUGCUUGUUGGCCAUCUGACCCAUGACCGGAUGAAAGAUAUCAAACGGCAUAUCACCGCUCGCUUGGAUUGGGGCAAUGAACAAUUGGGUUUAGAUUUGGUUCCAAGAAAAGAAUAUGCUAUGGUGGAUCCUGAAGAGAUCAGCAUUACAGAACUCUAUAGACUGAUGGAGCAUCGUCAUAGAAAGAAAGAUACUCCUAUCCCAGCAAGUAGCCACCAUUUAUUCGUGCAGAUGAAGAGCCUGAUGUGCUCCAAUUUAGGAGAGGAACUGGAAGUCAUCUUCUCACUUUUUGACAGUAAAGAGAAUCGACCAAUCAGUGAGAGGUUUUUUUUAAGACUGAAUAGGAAUGGUUUGCCAAAAUGUCCAGAGAAGCCAGAAAGACAUUGCUCUCUCUUCGUGGAUUUGAGUAGCAGUGAGCUUAGGAAGGACAUCUACAUCACUGUUCACAUUAUACGGAUAGGCCGAAUGGGAGCUGGAGAGAAGAAAAAUGCUUGCAAUGUACAAUACCGCCGGCCCUUUGGCUGUGCAGUCCUCAGCAUUGCAGAUCUACUGGCAGGAGACUCAAAAGAUGACCUCAUCUUAAAAGUAUACAUGUGCAACACAGAGAGUGACUGGUAUCAGAUCCAUGAAAACAUCAUCAAAAAGCUAAAUGCUCGUUACAACCUGACAGGCUCCAAUGCUGGUCUAGCUGUUUCACUUCAAUUGCUUCAUGGAGAUAUUGAACAAAUAAGGAGGGAGUACACAUCUAUGUUUACCCAUGGAGUAUCAAUAACAAGGAAGCUGGGUUUUUCCAAUAUUAUUAUGCCUGGUGAAAUGAGGAAUGAUUUAUACAUCACUGUAGAAAGAGGAGAGUUUGAAAAGGGAGGGAAAAGUGUGGCCAGAAAUGUGGAAGUAACAAUGCACGUUGUGGACAGUUGUGGUCAAAUUUUAAAGGAUUUUAUCUCCUUUGGUUCUGGGGAGCUGCCAGCUAGUGAAUACCACUCCUUUGUCCUUUAUCAUAACAACAGUCCCAGAUGGGCUGAGCUACUGAAACUUCCUAUUCCUGUGGAUAAAUUCAGAGGAGCACACAUCCGCUUUGAAUUCCGACAUUGUUCCACAAAAGAAAAAGGUGAAAAGAAGUUGUUUGGCUUUUCUUUCGUGGCUCUGAUGCAGGAAAAUGGGAGGACAUUGCCAGAUGGCACUCAUGAACUCAUUGUGCACAAGUGUGAAGAAAACACAAGCCUUCAGGAUUCUAGUCGCUACCUCAAACUCCCCUUUUCAAAGGGAAUUCUCCUAGGGAACAACAGCCAAGCAGUAAAAACUACUAAAGAGUCUUUCUGGAUUACAUCUUUUCUCUGCUCCACUAAGCUCACACAAAAUGGCGAUAUGCUUGACCUUCUCAAAUGGCGAACCCAUCCAGACAAAAUAGCAGGUUGCCUCUCAAAAUUAAAAGAAAUCGAUGGUUCAGAAAUAGUGAAGUUUCUUCAAGACACACUGGACACUUUAUUCGGGAUUUUAGAUGAAAAUUCUCAAAAAUAUGGGUCUAAAGUAUUUGAUUGUUUGGUUCACAUAAUAAAUUUGCUGCAGGACAGCAAAUUUCAUCAUUUUAAGCCAGUAAUGGAUACUUACAUUGAAAGUCAUUUUGCAGGUGCACUUGCGUACAGAGAUCUUAUAAAAGUACUGAAAUGGCAUAUUGAUCGAGUAACAGAAAUAGAGCUACAGGAGCAUAUCCAGGAAGUGUUAAAGGCACAGGAAUAUAUUUUUAAAUAUAUAGUUCAGUCUCGGAGACUAUUUUCUCUUGCUACUGGUGGACAAAAUGAGGAAGAAUUCCGGUGCUGUAUUCAGGAACUCCUUCUGUCAAUUCGAUUCUUCCUUUCCCAAGAGAGCAAGGGAGCAAGUGCUUUAUCUCAAUUACAAACUGUGUUUCUCAGCUCAUUCCCAGUUGUAUACUCAGAAUUGCUGAAGCUCUUUGAUGUGCGAGAAGUGGCAAAUUUGGUGCGUGAUACUUUAGGCAGCUUGCCAACAAUCAUGCAUGGGGAUGAAUCUCUUCAAGCUGUUAAACUUCAGUGCAUUGGAAAAACAGUGGAGAGUCAACUGUACACUAACCCAGAUUCCAGAUAUAUUCUUCUUCCAGUAGUUUUGCAUCAUCUCCACAUGCAUUUACAAGAGCAGAAGGAUCUGAUAAUGUGUGCUCGUAUCCUUAGCAACAUAUUUUGUCUCAUCAAGAAAAAUAGCUCAGAAAAAUCGGUCUUGGAAGAAAUUGAUGUGAUCGUGAACAGCCUGUUAGACAUACUGUUGAGAACCAUAUUGGAGAUUACAAGCCGACCUCAGCCAUCCGGGUCUGCAAUGCGCCUCCAGUUUCAAGAUGUGACUGGGGAGUUUGUCUCCUGCCUCUUGUCACUCUUACGACAAAUGACAGACAGACAUUACCAGCAACUUCUUGAUAGCUUCAACACCAAGGAUGAGCUAAGGGAUUUCCUGCUGCAGAUUUUUACUGUAUUUCGAAUUCUGAUACGACCAGAGAUGUUUCCAAAAGACUGGACAGUGAUGCGUUUGGUGGCUAACAAUGUUAUCAUUACAACAGUCCUGUACCUUUCUGAUGCCCUUCGUAAAAACUUCUUAAAUGAAAACUUUGAUUACAAGAUCUGGGAUUCCUACUUUUAUCUUGCGGUCAUUUUUAUAAAUCAGUUAUGUCUGCAAUUGGAAAUGUUCACACCUUCCAAGAAGAAAAAGGUAUUGGAAAAAUAUGGUGACAUGCGGGUAACAAUGGGCUGCGAAAUCUUCAGCAUGUGGCAAAAUUUAGGGGAACAUAAACUCCACUUCAUCCCAGCAUUGAUUGGCCCCUUUCUAGAAGUGACAUUGAUACCUCAGCCAGACUUACGGAAUGUAAUGAUUCCCAUUUUCCAUGACAUGAUGGACUGGGAGCAAAGGCGCAGUGGCAACUUUAAACAGGUGGAAGCUAAACUGAUUGACAAAUUGGAUAGCUUGAUGUCAGAAGGCAAGGGUGAUGAAACCUACCGGGAGCUCUUCAAUAGCAUCCUACUGAAGAAAAUUGAGCGGGAAACAUGGAGAGAAAGUGGCGUUUCAUUAAUUGCUACUGUAACACGUCUAAUGGAGAGGUUACUCGACUACAGGGACUGCAUGAAAAUGGGGGAAGUGGAUGGUAAAAAGAUUGGCUGCACUGUUAGCUUGUUGAAUUUUUAUAAGACUGAAUUGAAUAAAGAAGAGAUGUAUAUUCGGUAUAUUCAUAAGCUUUAUGACCUUCAUCUGAAAGCACAAAACUUCACAGAGGCAGCCUACACACUAUUGCUGUAUGAUGAGCUAUUGGAAUGGUCCGACAGGCCACUGAGAGAAUUUCUAAAUUAUCCCAUGCAAACAGAAUGGCAACGCAAAGAGUGUCUUCACCUCACUAUCAUCCAGAACUUUGACAGGGGGAAAUGUUGGGAGAAUGGUAUUAUCUUGUGCAGAAAAAUUGCAGAGCAGUAUGAGAGCUACUAUGACUACCGAAAUCUCAGCAAGAUGAGGAUGAUGGAAGCUUCCUUGUAUGAUAAAAUUAUGGAUCAACAGCGUUUGGAGCCAGAAUUCUUCAGAGUAGGAUUUUAUGGCAAAAAAUUUCCAUUUUUCCUGAGAAACAAGGAGUUUGUUUGCCGAGGACAUGACUAUGAGAGACUGGAGGCUUUCCAGCAACGAAUGCUGAAUGAGUUCCCACAUGCCAUUGCUAUGCAACAUGCUAAUCAGCCAGAUGAGACCAUCUUUCAGGCAGAAGCACAGUAUUUGCAGAUCUAUGCAGUGACCCCAAUUCCUGAAAGUCAGGAAGUCCUGCAGCGAGAGGGCAUCCCAGAUAAUAUCAAGAGUUUUUAUAAAGUGAAUCACAUCUGGAGAUUCCGGUAUGAUAGGCCAUUCCACAAAGGGACCAAAGAUAAGGAGAACGAAUUCAAGAGCCUGUGGGUAGAGAGGACCACACUGAUCUUAGUACAGAGUUUGCCUGGGAUAUCUCGUUGGUUUGAAGUAGAAAAACGUGAAGUAGUGGAAAUGAGUCCUCUUGAGAAUGCUAUUGAAGUGCUGGAAAAUAAGAACCAGCAGCUGAGAACACUGAUUAGUCAGUGUCAGACUCGACAGAUGCAGAAUAUUAACCCACUCACAAUGUGUCUGAAUGGGGUCAUAGAUGCAGCAGUUAAUGGUGGUGUUGCUAGGUACCAAGAGGCAUUCUUUGUGAAGGACUACGUCUUGAACCACCCAGAGGAUGGUGAGAAGAUCACACGCUUGAGAGACCUGAUGUUUGAGCAGGCCCAGAUUCUAGAAUUUGGCUUAGCUGUGCAUGAGAAGUUUGUGCCUCAAGAUAUGAGACCUUUACACAAAAAGCUAGUGGAUCAAUUCUUCGUGAUGAAAUCAAGUUUGGGAAUACAGGAGUUUUCUGCAUGUGUUCAAGCAAGUCCUGUUCACUUCCCUAAUGGCAGUCCACGGGUAUGUAGAAAUUCAGCGCCUCCUUCUAUGAGCCCAGAGGGUGCCAGGGUAAUUCCUAGACGCAGUCCAUUAAGUUACCCAGCUGUCAACAGGUAUUCAUCUUCAUCAUUGUCAUCACAAGCUUCUGCUGAAGUCAGCAAUAUUACUGGGCAGUCAGAAAGCUCUGAUGAAGUUUUUAACAUGCAGCCUAGUCCAUCUACCUCAAGCUUGAGCUCUACUCAUUCUGCUUCACCUAAUGUGACCAGCUCUGCUCCAUCCAGUGCUAGAGCCUCUCCUCUGUUGUCUGACAAACAUAAACACUCCCGAGAAAACUCUUGCCUGUCCCCAAGAGAGAGACCAUGCAGUGCCAUCUAUCCUACUCCUUCAGAACCUUCGCAGAGAAUGCUGUUUAACCAUAUUGGAGACGGUGCUUUGCCACGAAGUGAUCCUAGCCUGUCUGUCCCUGAGAAGGCUGUAAACACUACCCCCAGCAGCUGGAGCCUGGAUAGUGGGAAAGAAGCUAGAAAUACAUCAGAAAGUGGAAAGCUUAUAUCUCCUCCUGUGCCACCAAGACCCACACAGACUGCUUCACCAGCAAGACACAUAGCCUCAGUUUCCCCUUCUCCUGUUGGCAGAUCUCCAAUGAAGGGUUCUGUGCAGUCAUUUACCCCAUCUCCAGUGGAAUAUCAUUCCUCUGGGCUCACCUCUAAUUCCCCAGUCUUGUCAGGAAGUUACAGCAGUGGAAUCUCUUCACUUAGCCGAUGUAGCACUUCUGAAACUUCUGGCUUUGAAAGUCAAAGCAGUGAACAAGCUGUAAUUGUUCCCAGCUACAGUGUUUCUGAGGAGCCAGUGCGAAAAGAAAGUAAAACUCCCCCACCUUACAGUGUCUACGAGCGAACUUUGAAACGUCCUGUUCCGCUACCUCACAGCCUCUCCAUCCCUGCCCCUUCGGACCCACCAGCCCUGCCACCCAAACCACAGCUGGUGCGGCCCAGCAAUCUGGAAAACAGCAGCAGGAGGACUGAACAGGUUCCUCGUCCCAGGCCUCUUCCUCGGAAAGUGUCUCAGUUAUAA
Messenger RNA from Alligator sinensis (Chinese alligator), 5901 nucleotides. RefSeq names its product dedicator of cytokinesis 4 (gene DOCK4). The transcript is spliced from 52 exons. Gene Ontology annotation, molecular function: guanyl-nucleotide exchange factor activity; small GTPase binding; GTPase activator activity. The annotation marks the transcript as partial. Gene Ontology annotation, biological process: small GTPase-mediated signal transduction; cell chemotaxis. Gene Ontology annotation, cellular component: plasma membrane; cytoplasm. The record is from RefSeq and is a predicted model, not a curated record. NCBI's taxonomy places the organism in Eukaryota, Metazoa, Chordata, Crocodylia, Alligatoridae.